Molecule: messenger RNA, 774 nt
Organism: Arctia plantaginis
Lineage: Eukaryota; Metazoa; Arthropoda; Insecta; Lepidoptera; Erebidae
Source: the annotation of a GenBank genome assembly
AUGAACACGAGGAGCCAACGGUUAUUUGCGUGUGCAGGGCGCAGUCGCGGUCGGGUGUGCGCGGGCGCGGCGGGCGGACGGAAAGGCAUGGCGGCGCCGGUGCACCGCUUCGCCGCUGUCGACUGUCCGCCGCGCCGCCCGCACCGCACACAUCGGCACUAUGGGCCUCCACCAAUGCCAGCGGUGCACUCAUCGCGACGACAGAACGACGAACCCAGCCUGUACGUCGAGAUCCCUGCAGAGCCUCCGCAGCCGACUAUCGCGAGUCUGGCGGCUGCUCGCUCCGUGACCCCAGACACGUUACUACGGACCGCAGCCCUAGGGCUCCACCAGUCUCCAAUGAUGGCUCCACAUCUCAAGUUCGGUAUGCUGGUGUCGUUCGCGCUGGCCACCGUGUUUUUAGCAGGAGCUAAGUACUAUUUUGAUCGACAGGUGGCUCGCGAGCGUGGCGGAGGUAUGAGCGGCGGGGGCGGCGAGGCGGGCGUGGUGUGCGCGGCCGUGGCGUGCGUGUGCGGCGUGGGCUGCGCGCUGUCGCUGUGCCGGACAAGGCCCCCGCCUCCGCUGCCGCCCGACCGCGUCUCCUCCACCGCUCAGCGCGACCGCCAGCUUCCACCAUCCGAACCUUCAGACGACAUAUCCUUGGCCACUUUGUUGCAAUCCUCGGAACGCUCGCAGCCCACGGAAUCCCCCGAAGCACCACCGCCGUACAAGAUCGCAGUACUGAUGCCGGGCCGAGAGAGCCCACCGCCGCCUGCCUACUCGGAGUUGAGCUAG